CUGGGUUGGCAUCAUCUGCCGAUGGUUGGCAUACACUCUUCCUGAGAAGUAGGUUGCCUUCCGUGAUUACAUAGAAUAGGCUAGACUUUUGUACAUCCAUGUUGGUGUGUACAACGUAGCCUAACAGACACUCGUUAUGUUUAGACAAUACUGUUAGCCUAUAAUGUCCUAAUAAUAGCCUACAGAGGAGGCGCGGUUGUCUUGGGCAGCGUGAUACAGCAUCUUUGCAGAAGGGCAUAUCCAGAGGGACUCCUCAGCAGGACAAAAUGGCCGACAAAAGUGACCUGAAAGCGGAGUUGGAGCGCAAGAAGCAGCGCUUGGCUCAAAUCAGGGAAGAGAAGAAGAGAAAGGAAGAAGAGAGGAAAAAGAAAGAGUCGGAGACACAGCAGAAGGCCGAGGUGGUCCCAGUGGACUCGGAUUUGGACCGGAAGCGUCGGGAGACAGAAGCGCUGCUGCAGAGCAUCGGCAUCUCUCCUGAGCCCCCCUUAGUCCCGACCCCCAUGUCCCCGUCCAAACUGAGCACGCCCAGUGACACCGGCAGUCAGGACUCUGUGGACGGUGGAACGGCUGGCAGGGCAGGUGGCAGUGGCUAUAGUAGGUACAAAACUGAGACAAAGAGUGAGAAAAGGACCCUGCAGUGGGACACUGACCCCUCUGUGCUGCAGCUGCAGGCCGACUCUGAGCUCGGGCGUCGGCUGCACCGACUCGGCGCCUCCAAGAUCACCCAGGUGGACUUUGUGCCCCGCGAGGUGGUGUCCUACUGCAAAGAGACCCAGACUCCACUGGCAGGCCAUCAGUCGGAAGAGGAAGAAGAGGAGGACGAAGAGAUCACAGAACCCAAAGCUGGACCAGAGUCUGAGACACAGGAAGAGGAGGACCAGAAGGAGACCAAAGAAGGCCACCCUCGCGAGCUGACGGAGGAGGAGAAGCAGCAGGUGCUGCACUCGGAGGAGUUUGUCAUGUUCUUCGACCGCAGCAUCAGGGUGAUGGAGCGCGCGCUGGCCGAGGACUCCAACAUCUUCUUCGACUACAGCGGCCAGGACCUGGAGGACAAGGAGGGAGACUUACAGGGUGGCUCCAGUCUGUCCUUCAGCCGUCUGUUCUACGAUGAGCAUUGGUCCAAGCACCGGGUCGUCACCUGUCUGGACUGGUCGCCCCAGUACCAAGAGCUCCUGGUGGCCUCGUACAACAACAACGAGGACGCGCCCCAUGAGCCGGACGGGGUGGCCCUGGUGUGGAACAUGAAGUUCAAGAAGACCACGCCAGAGUACGUCUUCCACUGCCAGUCUCCAGUGGUGUCGGUGGGCUUUGCACGGUUCCAUCCCAACCUGGUGGUGGGGGGCACCUACUCUGGUCAGAUCGCCCUGUGGGACAACCGCAGCCACCGCAGGACACCGGUCCAGAGGACGCCCCUCUGUGCUGCCGCACACACACACCCCGUCUACUGCGUGAACGUGGUGGGCACUCAGAACGCCAACAACCUCAUCACCGUCUCCACCGACGGCAAGAUGUGCUCCUGGAGCCUGGACAUGCUGUCCCAGCCUCAGGAGAGUAUGGAGCUGGUGUACAACAAGUCCAAACCGGUGGCCGUGACAGCGAUGGCGUUCCCCACCGGAGACGUGAAUAAUUAUGUGGUUGGAAGCGAGGAGGGAACGGUCUACACAGCCUCUAGACAUGGCAGUAAGGCUGGCAUCUGUGAGAUGUUUGAGGGCCACCAGGGCCCCGUGACGGGCAUCAGUUGCCAUGGCGCUGUGGGCACCGUUGACUUCUCCCACCUCUUCGUCACCUCCUCCUUCGACUGGACUGUCAAGCUGUGGAGCACUAAGCACAACAAGCCACUGUACUCGUUUGAGGACAACGCAGACUACGUGUACGACGUCACCUGGUCCCCCACGCACCCGGCUGUCUUUGCGGCGGUGGAUGGCAUGGGCCGUCUGGACCUGUGGAACCUGAACAACGACACAGAGGUACCCACUGCGAGUGUAACCGUGGAGGGAGCGCCCGCCCUCAACCGGGUCCGAUGGGCAUCGGGUGGCAAGGAGGUGGCAGUGGGCGACUCAGAGGGCCGAGUGUGGAUCUAUGAUGUUGGAGAGAUGGCGGCGCCACAUAGCGAGGACUGGGCACGCUUUGCCCGCACGCUGGUGGAGAUCCGUGCCAACAGGGCGGACGGAGAGGAGGAGGGCCCAGCGGAGCUGGCGUCGUAAGUGCGGGCAGCGCUGCCACCACGGACGUCCCUCACCGCGCCACAGCCACAGCCACCGCUCUCUGUUCUCUUCGCUCCACGCUACACAAUCCCCCCAGCACCUGGUCCACAUGUGUGUGUGUGUGUGUGUGUCUGUGUGUGUGUGUGUGUGUGUGUGUGUGUGUGUGUGUGUGUUUGAGUGUGUGUGUGUGUGUGUGUGUGUGUGUGUGUGUGUGUGUGUGUGUGUGUGUGUGUGUUUGAGUGUGUGUGUGUGCGUGUGUGUGUGUGUGUGUGUGUGUGUGUGUGUGUGUGUGUGUGUGUGUGUGUGUGUGUGUGUGUGUGUGUGUGUGUGUGUGUGAGUGUGUGUAUGCUGUCUUCACUACUUCUCCGUUGCUCUUUCUAGAUAUGACUGAACAUAUCGGAAUCAGGAGAAGCUGCAAGAACUUCCUGUAGUCUCUGUCGUCCUACUGUGCUGUGUCAGUUCAUCUAAAGGUUACACGGGCCACCACUGACGUUUUCUGGCUGCGUUUAAAUCACUAACCGAGAUCAACUAUUUAUUGGAUUGAUUUAUUGAUUUGUUUGUUUAGUUUGCCAAAUGCUAAUGGAACUUAACUGCAUUCGGAAGCAGAGUAUCAGCUCAGGCCAAAAAAAUGUUGACUUUAUGUUUUUCAGCCGUGAAGCUUUGGCAUUCAUCCAAACAACCAUGUACAAUUUUAUUAGUUGUUUAUUUAUUUGUACUGUUUUCAAUGCCACGGAAAAUGGCUUUACGUGUUUACUUAACAUUGUCAUGUGGUAGCCACAUUGUUGUAGAGAAGUGGAGGGAGCGAAGUAGCAUGUUUGUCGAGCGACGCACACAAAAUGUGGCUCGAACUGCUGUGUUUUAUCUUUAUGUUCUCGUUGCUUGCGUUGUGUGCAUCUCUCUCUCUCUCUCUCUCUGUCUGCAUGGUCCAAACACACAGAGCAACAGAUACUACGCAGCACUACUAUGUACUCUGGUAUUUAGAAAUGCUUUUGAUGUUAAUCCUAAGAUGCUGUAUUGUCAGUGCAAGAAAGGGGGCACUGCAAUGACCUUUGCUAAGUGGCUAAUGGCUAACUGUCGUCUUAAGCUAAAUCAGGGAGCCAGUGAGAGUUUCCUGAAUUUUCUUCUGUGUGAGGAACGUUGUUAAACUUAUAUUCUUUUUUGUCAUUUUGUUUGAAAAACAAACUGUGAAAUAGUGUGAUGAUGGACUAAGUGCAAUAUGUGAUCCUCUGCUACCCUGUGAGUUACUGCCAAUAAAAUAUGGCUAACCCCAAUCCCAACCCUUCCCUC
This is a messenger RNA of Sardina pilchardus (European sardine), 3491 nucleotides long. It is a transcript of the gene dync1i1a, whose product is annotated as cytoplasmic dynein 1 intermediate chain 1. The coding region runs from base 267 to 2204 and encodes 645 amino acids. Gene Ontology annotation, biological process: transport along microtubule. Lineage: Eukaryota; Metazoa; Chordata; Actinopteri; Clupeiformes; Clupeidae. Gene Ontology annotation, molecular function: dynein heavy chain binding; dynein light chain binding. The record is from RefSeq and is a predicted model, not a curated record. The transcript is spliced from 18 exons. Gene Ontology annotation, cellular component: cytoplasmic dynein complex.